Paramisgurnus dabryanus is the source of this 5166-nucleotide messenger RNA. RefSeq names its product poly (ADP-ribose) polymerase family, member 8 (gene parp8). The record is from RefSeq and is a predicted model, not a curated record. Lineage: Eukaryota; Metazoa; Chordata; Actinopteri; Cypriniformes; Cobitidae. Gene Ontology annotation, molecular function: NAD+ poly-ADP-ribosyltransferase activity.
CAAAUCCAGCAGCCGCCCCUGAUCCAGAAUGCUCAGCAGCAGCAGCAAAGUGAACGCGUGGGGAGAAAAACACGUCCAUGACAUCAUCCGCCUUGUUGUGAUUCCCGUUCCCACCGGGUUCGUAUCGCAGAUGCAAUCGGAGGAUUCCCACACUCAUUUUCCCCGUGUGUUUCCCGUAACGCUCUGAUGCUCGUACCUGCGCUUGUUUCACUUUAAGACUCGCGAUCUGUGGCUUUCGACAUCGCCAUUGUUGGGUUCAGCAGAGUUAUGAGGACGAUUGAGAGAUGCUUCCGGUGUAAAAGUGAUAUCUUUAUGAAAGCUGUCGCGAGCACGGGCUUUUCGCUGUGUCGAGGCUAUUGUUAGACGAGAUGAAACGGUGUCGGUUGGCGUGACACACCGGGAAUUGUUAAAGCGUAUUAUUGUGACCGUUCCUCAUACAGUACAUCGUGCCUGCAGGAGGAGAGAGGAUUCAUUUUUUGCUCAAUAUUAGUUAGAAAGCCAUUCUAGUGUGUGUUAUUUCAUGGGGAUGUGUUCAAGGCAAGAGAGGAUUCAAAAAGACGUCGACAUCGUAAUUCAAAGGUGUAAGGCAGAGAAAGACUGCCUGUUUUCUGACUUUCGAUUCUCCGACUCCACCUUCACGUUCACCUAUUCAAAAGGACCUAAAAGGGUCUCCUACUCUGUUCACGUCUCCGAUGAUUAUCCAGAUAACACAUAUGUGUCUAACUCUGAAAACGAUGAUGAAGUGUUAGUCACCAGGGAUCCAAUACCAGUGAUUUUUCACAGGAUUGCUACAGAAAUACGUAUAAAUAAUGAUGCCACUAGCUGUGUGUCUGUUAAGUCAAAACUUCAAACCAACAAAAACCCGUGCCAUUAUGCUAUAGAAGAGGAUUCAGAGGGUGACAAUGAUUCUGAGGAGUUCUACUAUGUUGGGCAGGUAAAUUAUGAUGGAGAGCUUCACAAACACCCACAACUGGAAGCCGAUUUGGCAGCCGUGAGGGACUUAUAUGGCCAUCAUGCAGUAUCUCUCAGGGAAUAUGGUGCAAUUGAUGAUGUGGACAUCGACCUUCACAUAGAUGUCAGUUUCCUAGAUGAGGAGAUUGCACUUGCCUGGGAUGUGAUCAGAAGUGUACCUGUUAUUGUGCGGCUUCACUGCUCCCUCACACAGUAUUUGAAUGGACCAGUUCCCACUGUUGAUGUGUUUCAAGUGUCUUCAAAAGACAGAUUUGGACUUGGACAUCAGUUGAAAAAGAUAAUGCAAACCUUUGUCACACAGCAGUGGAAGUGUCAGAGCAAAGAAAAACUCAUCAGCCCACACAGCAAAAAGCAAAACGAGAAGAAGGUGAAGUCUCCUCUGCACAUUUUUUCAACUCUACGCAGAUCCCCCAGCUACCCGCCUCCUGGCUGCGUGAAAAGCAAAAAGAAGCUGAAACCCGAGCAAGAUGGCGUAUCGAAAUCCCACCGUCUGUUGCGCCGUGCGUGUUCCAGCACGGUGAAGCCAGAAAUAGACGGAUGCGUCGGCAAAACACACAAGCUGCUGGGCCACUCCCUCUCCGGUGACCCACGAGUGGAGCAACAUCAGCCCCUCAAACAGCCCCACCGGCUGCUGCCGAGGCCCUGCUCAACCGCCGUAAAACCGGAGGAAUGCCCACCGCUGCGGCCUCAUAAACUUUCGCCGCGGCCGAGCAUGGCGGAGCCGCGAUGUGAGCAAGCCGCGAGCAGCAACGAUAGCGGUGCUUUGAAGCCCCACCGGCUCCUGAGUCGCUCCUGCUCGGGUAGCGUUCGAACUGAAGAGCUGGAUGGCUUAAAGCACCACCACCGUCUGCUUAGCAGGUCUUACUCCAGCAACACCAAGAUGGGCAAAGCGGACAUCUUUAAAGAACCUGUCACCGAGAGCAGACGCCUCUCCCUUACCUCAGGGCUAAUCGGCAUCCUGGCCCCAUCACUCUCUUCCACACCUCAGCCAAACAUUGGAGCCAAAUCCAUUCCAGUCAGAGACAGAGGCUUUCUUGUGCAGACUAUUGAGUAUGCAGAACAGCGUAUCCCUGUACUGAAUGAGUUCUGUGUGGUCUGUGAUGAACCUCAUGUGUUCCAAAAUGGACCAAUGCUCAGACCCACAGUUUGCGAGAGAGAGUUGUGUGUUUUCGCCUUCCAAACACUAGGGGUCAUGAAUGAGGCUGCUGAUGAGAUAGCCACUGGUGCUCAGGUAGUAGACCUACUGGUCUCCAUGUGCCGAUCUGCACUGGAGUCUCCGAGAAAAGUUGUAAUUUUUGAGCCAUAUCCCUCUGUGGUGGAUCCUAAUGACUCACAAGCACUUGCCUUCAACCCCAGGAAAAAGGACUAUGAUCGAGUGAUGAGAGCACUUGACAGUAUCACAUCUAUCAGAGAAAUGACCCAGGCUCCAUACUUGGAGAUAAAGAAGCAAAUGGACAAGCACGAUUCGCUGGCUCAUCCACUACUGCAGUGGGUGAUAUCCAGCAACAGAUCACACAUAGUGAAGCUUCCUGUUACUAGACAAUUGAAGUUCAUGCACACACUUCAUCAAUUCCUCCUGCUCAGCAGUCCACCUGCCAAAGAAUCCAACUUUCAAGCUGCCAAAGGCCUCUUCGGGAGUACCUUUGCUUUUCAUGGAUCACACAUAGAAAACUGGCACUCCAUUUUGAGAAAUGGUUUGGUUGUGGCUUCAAACACAAGGCUUCAGCUCCAUGGCGCUAUCUAUGGCAUUGGAAUCUAUCUCAGUCCAUUAUCAAGCAUAUCCUUUGGCUACUCAGGGAUGAAUAAAAAACAGCAGAAAGUUGCUUCAAAAGAUGAAACUGCUGCCAAUAAAUCCACCGUUCAUUUACAGUCACAGAAAAAAGGCCAGAACCCACAGUUUCUGCAGAGUCGCAACCUGAAAUGCAUCGCCUUAUGUGAAGUUAUUACAUCUCCUGACCUGCACAAGCAUGGUGACAUCUGGGUAGUUCCAAAUACAGAUCAUGUCUGCACACGGUUUUUCUUUGUUUAUGAGGAUGGACAGGUAGGUGACACAAGUAUAAACACACAGGACCCUGGUAUUAACAGGGAGAUCCUUCGAGUUAUCGGCAAUCAAACAGCUACUGGAUAAGAGUUUCAACACAAUACAGCUGCCUUGACCUCUUUCUCAAAGCUGGACAUUUGAGCAUAGGAGGCCAAUACCAUAUGUAUUUUUGGUAACCACACAACACACACGAAACAUAGAAAAAGAAAAUUCACAAUCUGAAAUACACUAUUUGUACUAUUCCCCUGGGAUAUAUAUGUAUAUUUACACGGGCUAUUCAAACUAUUACCAUUUUGCUAAGUUUAUAAAUAAAAGGUACAUUUUAAAAGAGCAUGGUAUGUCUCUCAGUUCAACUGAUGGACUACUUAUUUUUUGUAAAGAAUACAAAACAUGAAAACACUUUGAAAAAUAUUUUGAGACUUUACUGGAGAAAAUACAAUAAUCCUGUGCGGAUAUGCGCCAUCUGACCUUGUUUACUAAGAGUUGUACUUGUUAAAGUACAUUAAUUUGUGUACACAAAAGGUGUCUAUAUGCACUUUAUUUUUCUUAAUGUAUGAUAUUGGUUUCAAACUUCCAUAUACUCUUAAAUGCCUUUCAGAGACUGAAGUAUUUCUUGUUUGACAGUGCUGAACACAAGCAAGCAACUCCUGAUGUUGAAGACAUUGUAUUUAGAGCUGAUGACAGGUGGUUACAUCUAACAUGACCCAGCUGCUUAAAAGUAGCUGUAAGUUUACAAUUUCUAAAGGUCUCAGUUUAGAACUUGUCCAGAUGAAUCAAACCUACCACUUCAUUGAGUAUUAUUUCAUAAAAUAUCACUGUACCAUUUAGUUUUUAUUGAGGAGUGAAUAUAUAAAUUUAGAAAAAAAGAGCAAGAUAAAAAUCGAAAAACAAACAAACAAAAAAAAAGGUCAAUAUAUUUGGCAGCAACAACUAAAAAUAAGAUGCAUGCUGAUUUACUUACAUUUUUAAACAAUUUGUUUUCUUUUGGUAUGGUUAGAGAAUUUUUUAUAAAGGAAAAAGUCGGCACCCAAGUGUAAAAUAUCUUUGAGUAUUUCAAUAUAAAUCUUUUUUGUAAGGUGAUUUUAAGGCAGAAUAAGUGUUUGCUGCUUGUUGUUUAUACAUUGUAAUGUAUUAACGGAAAGGUCCAAAUGUGUGAGUACUCUGUUCAAUUUUAUAGUGAUGCUUAGAAACCUCUAUGGUUGUUCACUUUACUUUCCAAACAUAAAUUAAAUUGUUGAGUUCUCUAUAAAAAUGAAGGUACAAAGAAUUUGUAUAUAAAGGUGGCAAAUUUGCUUGCAAAUUCUCUUUAAACUGAAAAGGAAAUGCAACUUUUACAGGUCAAAAUGUAGCACCACAAACAUUUUCUCAAUUAUUCAUUUGUGGGCAGACUUAUGGGUUUUAUUAAACAAAAGGCACAUUAAAUAUGUGGUAUUGGUUAUUUUUUUGUGCAGAGAAACAUUUUGUUUUUCCUCCUUGAAAUGCUGGUAAAUCCACAAUGUUAUCUUAUUCCAACAUAAUUCACUUUAUUUAAGUGAUGAAAAUAAUAACAGCUUAACUUAACAAUAAAUUUAAAGUAAUAAAGCAUUGUCAAGUUUGUCAUUACAAUAAAGGAUGUAAAUUGAUCACAGAUUUAUCACAUUUAUUAUUCGUCUCUUUAAAAUAAAAGGUUUUAAACACAAUUUUUAUUACUUAAGUUAUACCAUUGUUUGCAAAUUAUAGAUUUAAAUAUAUUUAAAUAUCUAAACAUUGGGGUUCUAACAUGCAUAUAUGCACACUUAUAACUGUAUAUCAACAGCUUACUUGACUUUUUUUUUACUUUACCAUAAUCGUGAUAAACAAUGUUCAUAUGUGAUUUCUUUGAAUUGUUUUGUACAUUUUCCACACAAUUUGAUGAAAAAAUCAUGCUACUUAGCAUUUGGUGCCUUAUCAAUAUAGAUUUAAUGGCAAAUAUAUGACAAUACAGUCAUAUAUAAAAUACUGUACAUAGUGUAAAUAAUGCCACUAUGACACGGAGGCCAAAUAUUUUCUGUAGUAUGUUUUUACUUUUACUUUAUUUUGCCAACUGAUCAAGCUUUUUGUCUUUUUACAAGUUGUGGAACUAGCAGCUUAUGUACCCGUUUAUGUUCAUUAAAUCCAAAUUUGUCUAAUCCAUA